Sungouiella intermedia is the source of this 1239-nucleotide messenger RNA. The record is from the annotation of a GenBank genome assembly. Lineage: Eukaryota; Fungi; Ascomycota; Pichiomycetes; Serinales; Metschnikowiaceae.
AUGGGCUGUGCAGGUAGUACAAUGGCAUCGGAUGCUGACCAAUUGUAUCUCAGCCAGAAAUUAGUGUCCAACGCUAUUGACCGGACUCUUAUCCAGAAAAAGAAGAAAGAACAGAAAGAGAUGCGAUUGUUCUUAUUAGGGGCUGGUGAGUCUGGAAAGUCCACAGUUCUCAAGCAAAUGAGACUUAUGCACAAGCACUCAUUUACAGACUUUGAACGUAGACAAUAUACUGAGGUCAUUUGGUUUGACUUGAUUGAGUCUAUGAAAGUCCUUAUCUUCAAUGCUCGAAAGCUUGGUAUUCCGCUUGAUUGUGAUCAGCCAAAUCUGUCGUUGGUCAAGUUCAAGCGGAUCAUCAUGCAAACAAAGGGAAUCGAGGAUUGCCAGCCUGGAGAGAUGUCAUUGAUUGGGGACUACUAUGUGGGAUAUGAUCUGAAACGUGGCCCUAUAGAUCCCGAAAUGACGCUGCUCCUUUCGUGCGAGUUUAAUGAUAAAUCAGAAGUAUGUGUGGAAGGACAAGCUAAGAAGUUCUCGCGAGCUGAACAGGCUGAAGCUAUCUCCAUGCUUUGGACUAAAGAUUCUGGCAUCAAAAAGUGCUACCAACAGUCCAAUAACUUCCAAUUGGAGCUGUCAGUGUCAUACUACUUCGACAAUGUCCACAAGUUUAAGAAUCCAAUGUACAGAAGUUCAGACCAAGAUAUCAUCAUGGGCCGCAUCAAGACCACAGGAAUUACUGAGAGCACCUUCGAAAUCAAUAACACCACGCUAAAGGUGUUAGAUGCGGGUGGGCAACGGUCAGAGAGAAAAAAAUGGAUUCAUUGCUUCGAGAACAUCGAUGCUAUCAUAUUUGUAUUGGCAGUGCUGGAGUAUGACCAGAUGCUUUACGAAGAUGGUCGAGUGCACCGCAUGAACGAGUCGUUUCAAUUAUUUGAGGCCAUUUGUAACUCCACGUGGUUUCAAAAUACCCCAUUCAUUUUGUUUUUGAAUAAGGUCGAUUUGCUUGAGAAGAAACUCCCGCUGUCUCCAAUUGCUCAGUAUUUCCCGGAUUAUAAGCUGGAUCCUUUGGAUGUAAAUUCAGUGCUAGACUAUUUCGAGAGCAGACUUUUAGGUUUAAACAGAACUCAGAAACCAAUCUACAUCCACCGCACAUGCGCCACUGAUACGAAGUCAAUGUCGUUUGUAUUGACGGCAGUCACCGACAUGAUUAUUCAACAAAGCCUCAAGCGGAGUGGAAUUAUUUGA